CGAAUAAAAUACCGCGAAAAUUGAAUUUAGAACUCAGUCGUUCGCGCGAACGCAUUCGAAGUUAACGGAAAGCGCGCUUGGGUUUUUUAUUCUUUUUAUAUUCACCAAAGAGGUGUUCAAGAUGAAGUACCUAGUUGUCCUGGCUGUUUUCGCGUUGGCGUUCGCCGCUGAAGAGAAGGAGGAAGAACGGCCAAAGACGUUCAGACGGUUAAUUCCAGCUGACGUUUUGAGAGAUUUCCCCGGAAUGUGUUUCGCUUCAACUCGCUGUGCAACCGUCGAGCCCUCGAACUCCUGGGACCUGGCACCAUUCUGUGGCCGCAGCACCUGUGUCGUCAGUGAGGACACUCCUCCCAGGCUUCUGGAACUCGUCGAGGACUGUGGACCCCUCCCUAUCGCUAACCCUAAAUGCAAACUUGACACCGAAAAAACCAACAAAACUGCUCCAUUCCCUGGCUGCUGCCCGAUCUUCACUUGCGAGGAUGGAGCUAAGUUAGAAUACCCAGAGCUACCCACCCCUCCCCCAGAAGGCGAGGCUAAAAAGGAGGAGACGAAAGCCUAAAUUAAAAAUAGUUUUUAAAUUUCUGUGAAUGAGCGCACAAUUGACAUACUACUUUCCCGCGUCCAUUUAAUUUAGUUUUUUUUUUUAAAUCAUGUUUUCAAUAGCCAAUCGUUGUUUAUGGAUAGAGGUGACUUUUUUCACCGCUUUCUAAUUUUAGUAUGACUAACAAUUAACUAUUGUUCGAAAUUCAAAGCGGUUUCCUAUUUCCGGUCUCAUUCAAACAGCUAUGACAAAACUUUUGUCGUUUGUUAGGAGUUGAGUUUUAAUGUUGUCGUCACGUACGAUUUUGGGUUUUUUUUAGAAGUUUAUCGGCCUUUUUUUACUUGAAUACCUGCCUAUUAUAAGUAAAGUUUGUGAUAUUGAUUAAUAAUAGUUAAGACAUUCAAUAAAAAAUACAAAAUUUCUAAUAA
Nymphalis io (European peacock) is the source of this 969-nucleotide messenger RNA. RefSeq lists its product as uncharacterized. The coding region runs from base 122 to 559 and encodes 145 amino acids. NCBI's taxonomy places the organism in Eukaryota, Metazoa, Arthropoda, Insecta, Lepidoptera, Nymphalidae. The transcript has 3 exons. The record is from RefSeq and is a predicted model, not a curated record.